GGAACAGACACAGGGAGGGAAACAGCAGCCUUUAUCAGAAGAUCUUACAGAUAACUCUCUUAAUCCAGUUUUAAUUUGGCUUCUAUUUUUUUGACAGCUCGCUGGAUGAGAUGCAUUGCCUGAGCAGGAAGCCCAGGUCAUAUCUGCUGAACUCCUACAAUGAUUUUCAGGAGACUGAUGAGAUUGCCAGAGAAUCAUAUGAGGCCACCUGGUUAGACCUACUGAUGGAGACAAGACCCGAAUACAAGAUGACACUUGUUGAAAAGGACUCAAUGAGAAAGGAGAGCUAUGAAAGCAAGCAAGUGGUUCAUUUCUCAGUGAGAUGUUUCCUAAACCAAACAAUUCACAUGGGGAGAGAUGGGGAGCCACUGCAGGAAUAUUGUUUACCUUACAGAAACACUCUUCCAAUACCAAUAUUUGUGCCCAGAGAUGUCACACAGCCUGACAUUAUCCGUGAGCCCUCUCCCUCCAGAACAAAAUCCACCAUGGACUCUGAGACUAGUUUAAAUGGAGUUUGCCUUCAGAAGAGAGAGGUCUCGUCCAUCACCGAACAUAAGCCAAUGGUAAUCCAACCCAGGAGUCCAAACUUCAGAGUGUCCAGCCUCAUCUCUCCACCACGAGACACACUCAGCUUCCAGCGAAGAGAAUGAUGAGCUGAUGAAAGCUGUCUGCCAUCAUUGACACGGAUACAGUGACAAGUAUGGUGGGUGACCUCACUCAUACUUAAAUACCAAAGCCUUCAAGAGCCCCAUAUGCUCACAAUUUGUUUUCAGCUGAGACUACCAGCGAAACCUUAUCAAAGGAAAAUGCUGUGCUUCAAGUAUUUAUUUACAAUAAAUGCCACUUGGUGUGUUAACACAAUAACAUUAUUCAUUUUCUAAAUGUGCCUUAAGUGUCCAAAUCCUUGCAAAACAAAAUAAAUGGGGAAAUAGGAAAUAUUUAGUAAUGGUCUUAAACCUGAAUAUUCUAAAAACAAUCAUCAUCUGUUCAAAACAGCUAGUUCUUGGAAAUAAAUCUUUUAAAUA
Molecule: messenger RNA, 1025 nt
Organism: Sinocyclocheilus grahami
Lineage: Eukaryota; Metazoa; Chordata; Actinopteri; Cypriniformes; Cyprinidae
Product: telethonin-like
Exons: 2
Coding region: 111-650 (179 amino acids)
Biological process (GO): skeletal muscle contraction; cardiac muscle tissue morphogenesis; cardiac myofibril assembly
Cellular component (GO): Z disc
Molecular function (GO): structural constituent of muscle; protein-macromolecule adaptor activity; titin binding
Source: RefSeq, a predicted model, not a curated record